Messenger RNA from Toxotes jaculatrix (banded archerfish), 3544 nucleotides. It is a transcript of the gene unc119b, whose product is annotated as unc-119 homolog 1. The transcript has 5 exons. Gene Ontology annotation, biological process: lipoprotein transport; cilium assembly; nervous system development. Gene Ontology annotation, cellular component: cilium. The record is from RefSeq and is a predicted model, not a curated record. Gene Ontology annotation, molecular function: lipid binding. Lineage: Eukaryota; Metazoa; Chordata; Actinopteri; Toxotidae. Bases 94 to 837 code for a protein of 247 amino acids.
UUACGCCAUCUUGAAAUUACACCCGCAGUUUGUCAAGUCGCUCCCAAAUUGAAGAGCACAAGAACUCUUUUCACUAUCAGCACAGUGUCCGGUAUGAACGGUUCUCGAAACAAACCGGCACAGAUAGUCAGCAAGGGACAGGCGGACGCAGACAGCAGCUCGGAGACGACCCACAGGGAUCGAAAGACUGGUGGAGGAAUGCUCAAAAAGCUGAAGUCGAGGCGCAGCCAAACGGAUAAGUGGCCUGUGGUCACAGAGGAUGAACUCCGGGCUCUGGGAAGAGAUAUUUCCCCGGACCAUGUCCUGGGUCUCCGGGCUGUCACGGAGGACUAUCUUUGCAAACCUGAAGACAAUAUCUACAACAUUGACUUUACCCGUUUCAAAAUCAGAGAUCUGGAGACAGGGACAGUCCUGUUUGAGAUUGCCAAGCCUCCUAACAGCGGUCCAAUGGAGGGUGAAGAAGAAAGUGGAGAUGUAGACACCAGCGCAGGGCGUUUUGUCAGAUACCAGUUUACACCAGCCUUCCUAAAACUGUGCACUGUUGGUGCAACUGUGGAGUUCACAGUGGGUGACCGGCCAAUUAACAGCUUUCGUAUGAUUGAGAGGCAUUACUUCCAGGGGCGCCUUCUCAAGAACUUUGACUUUGACUUUGGCUUUUGCAUUCCUAACAGCCGCAACACAUGUGAACACAUUUAUGAGUUUCCACAGCUUCCAGACGACCUCAUUCGCCAAAUGGUGGAGCACCCUUACGAGACCAGAUCAGACAGUUUCUACUUUGUGGACAACAAACUCAUCAUGCACAACAAGGCAGACUAUGCCUACAAUGGUGGUCUGUAAUACCUGAAGGGAAAAAUGUGUGCAGUACCUCCCAGGCAAUUGAUUUCUUGGAUUACAACCAUCCAAAAGCUUCUUUUCGGUGGACAGAAGUAUUCUCUCCUGUGUGGACAUUCCUGCAAACGUGACAGCAUACUCCAGAAUCAACAGACCACAUCUGCCUUGUUACGAAAUCAUGGAUCCAUUCAUCAGUACCUCACAGAGCUCAGUUUCUGGGACUCCGAGGAAUGUUCUGUUAAAUAUUUCUCUGUUAAAUCUGACUGAAGCCUUUUUGUUCUGUCUUUCGGUUUGUCAUACAAGUAUCAUGUUACUGCUUGAUCACUUUUGCCUUACGUUUCUUGCCGUCUCUGCUGGAAAGGGACACUUUGAGUCACAGGCGUCUCAUGGCAGAGCCUAUAGACUGUGUUAGUUAUUACUUCAUUUACUUAAAUAUAUAGAUGUUAUCAGUUGAAGUACCUUUUGCAAGUGACAGUUGUGUUUCCCAUAUGGAAAAGCGAGCAUUAACUAUAUGUUUUACAGUAUUGUUAGUCAUGUAGCGCUUGUUGGCAUUGUUUGACUCUUAUUCUUCCUUAAAUAUCUGCGAUCAGUUGUGAGUCAUUGGGACUGUUUGUGUCAGACAUUUAAGCUCGGUGUACAUCUUAUAUGGUAAAAUGCUUAGUUGACCAAUCUCUUCUUCAGUAGAACAUCCUUUAAUUCAACAACAGCAUGCGUUCUUUUAAAUGAUUUCAGGUGCCAUCUUUAUCAUUUACACAAAAAUUUGUACGUCAUUGGCUGUUGACUGGGAAUUAAGCUUUUGCUCUGUCAAACUCUGGGAAAUAUGAAUUGGAAAAUAGCAGCAGAAUAUAAGUUACUGGACUUGGCACAUCUUUUUUCUUUUUAUAAGCCGACUGUGUCUAAAACUGUUUGGUCUGCCCACUUUACCCACCCCAGGUCUGUUUUUCUGGUUUAUUUGGCACCACAGCACUGUAAACCCCACUCUGUAGGAGCUGAGUGUAGUCAGUGAUGUGGCAUACCUGUUUAAGUAGUUGCUGAGUAUAUCUUCUGCUGCUCUGCACUCAGGUUCUCAGUCAGCCAGUAAAAUGCCACAGUAGCACACUACAUGACAGUGCAGCGAGAUAUAGCUUGGUAGCUGAUAUACUUUUAAUGAGGUGCUAGAAUAGAUACAGAAGCUGACCUGUCUGGUUUUCUAUACAUGGAAGCCCUGUUUAAAGGACUACACUGGUGGUUUUGCACAAUUUGUAGUAAUUGGGCUUCAGUUACUACAAAUGUCAGAUGUCAGAUGUCCACAAUUCAUUGAACACAUCAACAAUGAAGAGUUUGAAAAUAGUCCCGGCUUGCAGUGUCACUUCCAAUCUGAAUGUCCACUGUGAUCAGCUCGUUCCAUUUCACUGAUUUUCAUAUUGUACAGAUGUGAAUGAAAAUCAGCAGCUAAUUCAAAGGCUGAAAAUAAUUCUAAAACCUUGCAAAUGGUUCAAAUUGCUGUAGCAGUAGCAUAUGUCAUUUGCAGUUAAUCAGUUAAAUCAUGCAAAACCACCAGAGCAGUCUGAAAAUCUUUUUUUUUUUUCUAUACUCAGAUGAUCUGGGCAUCCUUUUACUGUACAUUGUCAUACAGAUUCUAUGUGCCUUGUAUCCAGGUAUUCAUUGUGUUUUUUAAUGUCUGACAACCUUGUGCUUCAUCCAGCUGUAAGCCAAACACUGCAGUGCAAUGCUUCUCUCACCCAGUAAGCUGAAGGGAAGAGAAUUCAGCUCCUCACAUCACGCUCUCUGAUACAUAUGAUAUCUUACAGCAUCUUGGCCUACUGCCAUGUGUGAAACAGAGGACGUCAUAUAGCCUGUGUUGAGACAUUUCAUUUACUCAUCAUGUUUACUCCUAUGAGACUUUUUACAAACAUUUUACUGAAUAAUCCAUGACAACUUAUUAUGUAGCCCAUUAAUUACACACUCAGCAAGUGUAAUAUCAGGCACACACCUGGAUAGCCCUAAUCUUUGCUCCAUGACACUAUACAACCUCAGUGUCUGGGAGUGCUGGUUAGCAGCACUGGUGCUGUAGUAGCAGGGAACACUGUGCAUUGUUUUGCCAUAUAGUAUCAGUCAGUGGUAUUCUAUUAUUCCAUCAUAAAAUCUAAUGAUAAACACCUUGAGAAGUGACUGCACUUUGUAAAUCUGCACAAAACCGCUACAUGACUGACCCCCAAAAGCUAUGGAUCCAAUCUGUAAAUGGAGUCCUCUUUUCAUUUUGGCUGCUUUAACAAAUUCAUGUCAUAUUGGAUUUAUUGUUAAUAAAAAUGGCUGACUGCAAAACAUGCUCACAUUGAAACUAGAAACCUAGUGCUCUUUAUAAGUAGAUUAUCAGGGAUUUUGGGUGGCUUUCCGGUCUCCCAGCUGGCAUCACAAAAAAGCAUGUUAACUGAAUGGUAAACAAAGCAGGUAAUCUGAUAAUGUGGCCUGCUCAGGACCCUAAAAAAUGGUUGUAUGUAUAUUUACACUAAGUCCGCUUUAUUGGAAUUUAAUGAAAAUGUAGCUAGUUCAGUUUUUGGGGUAGUCGUUGUCUCCACUGCUUUGUGUUGGAAAUGUAAAAUGGGAAAGCUAAAUCUGUCGUUUUUACUUUUCAUGGAAUAAUGAGUUUUUUGCACAAGCUCUUGUUUUUUCCAAGAUCUUUGACUUCCUCUGUAAUUGCAACGAGGAUUUUAAUAAACCUACCUAGACUUGU